Molecule: messenger RNA, 1431 nt
Organism: Dicrocoelium dendriticum
Lineage: Eukaryota; Metazoa; Platyhelminthes; Trematoda; Plagiorchiida; Dicrocoeliidae
Source: the annotation of a GenBank genome assembly
AUGUCCGGUGGUCGACCAGCCACUCAGAGACUGAAAUUGGCCUCGCCUUGGAUUGUGUCAACUAUCCAAACAGCAACACAAAUCGGGCUCGGCCAACCGCUACCUCCUUCGCAACUGGAUAACGGCCGCAUGUGCGUUUGUCCCGAUGUGAAUUUCUUGAUUCUGCGCACAAGUGUGGCCUACGCUCUUCCGCUGGUACUCAGUGUCACUUUGCUUUUCCUGGCUGCGCAUAAACUUCGACACUAUCACAACUGGCCGAUUGACAGUGAACGACAUGAUAGCAAAGGCGUCAGUACAGACAACACACGAGGCAAUAGCGGGCAGAGAUCAUCGCUUUCGGUGGAUGGAUCAUUUGGAUUAGCGAGUGAUGCAAUACCAAAUACGAAACACAGUAGCCCCAUUGUGGUUUUAGCAAUAAAUACAGACAAUAAUCUCAGUUGUUAUCUUGAUGGCUGCUCCCCGACGGUGCCAAAUGCUGAAGGACCAACGUCAGAUGUUCUUUAUAAUUCACCCGCUUACAUUUCCGUUUCAUCGGUCUGCGAUGCAAUCGAGGUGAGUCAGCACUUGAGGUCUUCAGAUCUUGGAAAGCAAAUCGGCUUGGACAUAAUUCAGUCACAUCAACCAGUUGAAACUCAAGCUGACCAAGGACCGAUGACAAAUGAGCAGUCAGAUAAAAUGGACCAAGCACUUCAAAGAUAUGAUGCGGUAAAUGAUUUCCUUCAGGACCCGGUCAGGCUGUUGGAUCAUUUUUGUCCAACUCACGGACACGUUGUGGUCACAGUGCCUACCGGAUGUAUUGACACAAUCAAGCCUUCCGUUCCUCAACUCAUAGCAGACCAUAUGGAUAUGAAGGAAAAGACGGCUGUGCAACAUUCACAGCUUACAUGUGCCACAACGGAGCUGCAGGCAAGGAACAGUCCUUCACUGUCAAACACUACAGUAGUACCAAAAAAUGACACGUCUGUUUCUCAUGCUUCCCCUAAAUGUGAUACAGUGUUGCGGGAACCAAGAACACACAACCGGAACAAGCGGCUUUCUUCUCCAAACAAGUCAUGUUCCCCAUUAAGCCAACGACUACGUAAUGAAAGGUUGGCAAUUAAGUUGAACACGGUCACCUGCGCCCUAUCAAUUGCCCUGUGGGCACCUUACGUGACAGCAACGCUAGCGCACUUGCUACUGUCAGCAACACGAUAUAGUCACUUGGUAUCCGUCCAUACCCUAAUGCAUUUCAAAUGGCUGUCUUACACUAGCUCUUUUGCCUAUGCAAUUGGUUGCGCUGCAGUAGACCGCCAAUUAUUAACCGUGGCCUUGCACAGCUUACGCUUCAGGAGACUGGCGUAUCGAACAUGAGCCGACCAUAUUACAUUUCUAACUUUACGUUGUCACCCAUUUUAUUGCCUGAUUUGUGAAGCAUUUGCUUUUGAUUGUGAC